Messenger RNA from Pseudophryne corroboree (corroboree frog), 5737 nucleotides. Its product is annotated as lysosomal amino acid transporter 1 homolog. Gene Ontology annotation, cellular component: lysosomal membrane. The transcript is spliced from 7 exons. The record is from RefSeq and is a predicted model, not a curated record. Lineage: Eukaryota; Metazoa; Chordata; Amphibia; Anura; Myobatrachidae. The coding region runs from base 226 to 1149 and encodes 307 amino acids. Gene Ontology annotation, molecular function: L-lysine transmembrane transporter activity.
GUGGAGGACGUGGAUUGGACAGUGUAGAGACAGGGAAAGGAGGGGUCGGGAAUCAGCAUGUGUGUGUGGUGAGACAAGCAGGAGUGAGUACGCUGGUGCCGGGAUUGUUUUUUUAUUUUAGAGUUAGCAACUCUGGCUGCUGGUCGUGGUCGGGCAGAGGGUCUCUGAUCUCAGGCCUGAGCCGGGGACCGGUGGGCUCCGUUGUCCGAAAGGGGAAGCAGUAAAAUGGCGGACAAUGGCCCCCGGUAUCCUCUGCUCGGUGCUAUGAAUGUAUCUAGGAUAGAGGCCAGAAGGAUGCUGUGUCCUAACGGAAGCCCGUGGAUCUGGCAUCUGCUGGAGCAGUGUGUGGAGAAUGUAUGGGAAUAUUGGAGUGUGAUCAUAGGACUCCUCUCCAUUGGCUGCUUCCUCUUUGCUGCAUUACCCCAACUGUACGUUGCCUACAAGAAUGGAAAAGUCGACCAGGCCCUUUCACUUGGGUUUUUGUUAUGUUGGUUGGGGGGGGACUUCACCAAUUUUGUAGGCUGUUAUUUGGCCAAACAGCUACCAAUUCAGACUGUUACUGCUAUUUUCUAUGUUAAUAUGGAUAUAAUUAUGAUAUCACAAUUUGCCUAUUACAAAUUAAAGAACAAAAAAAUGAAAGGGAGUGAAAGCCUGAAAGGUCUCUGUAUAGGCUGGGUGAUUUGCUGCAUUACAUUGUCUGUGCUAGUCCCAAGUCAGCUGCUUCUCAAGGACCUGGAGUGGAAUGCUGGUCUAGAAAUAAACUCUAACACUAUGGGCAUUACAGAAAUGUCUGGGUUCAUUUGUGGUUACGUUUCUUCUGUGUUUUAUUUGGGCUCUCGCUUCCCUCAACUCCAUAAAAAUUUCCAAAGAAAAUCUACAGAAGGUACUUCCUACAUGUUGUUUGCAUUGGCAAUGCUUGGAAACUUUACAUAUGGGUUAAGCCUUGUUCUCAAGUUACCUGCUAUUGCACAUAAUAAGAACCAAUACAUCUUGCACCAUUUGCCAUGGCUUAUUGGAAGCUUUGGUGUUCUUGUGCUUGACUUCUUUAUGACUGCACAGUUCCUUGUUUAUCGAAAGCACAAGACCACAGUCUCCAACUCGCUGGCACUGGAGGUGGAGCCGUUGCUUGUGGAUGAAGAGGAUGCCUAAAGCUCUAGACCCACUUGUUCUCGUUACUUUGCUAUCAGAAGUUUUUGAAACCUAUAUAGUUUUAAGGGACCAAACUUUCUUUUAUUUAAAUAGGCUUUUGCUUUGAGAGUAAAGGUGCUGUUAACCUGUCUGGAUCCCAAAUAUGGGUUUCCACGAACAUCGCCUUUUUUGUUUUUCAACAAUUGUGACUGGUGACAAUUUUGUAUGUUUAAUAAUACUUGUGUAUUUUCUUUCCAGCCAUCCGAGGCAAAUGCGUCAUUAAGUAAACACUAAACUAUGGAUUGCAGAGAGAACCUUAGUUCUGCGUGAAAGGGGAAGAAUCACUGGUGUUAUUGUACCGUUAUACCUGAAGUUCAUUAGCUGCUGGUUUUGUUGUUGUACAGGAUAGACCAGGCAGGUCGUAGGUCUUUAAGUGUAGUGUGUAGACUUUGAAAAACUAAGGCGAUUAUUUGCUUUAUGGACAAAUAUCACUGAAUUACUCUGUGGCUUGUCUGUAGACCAGUGUAAGCUUUGUAAUGUGAUCUUCUACAUUAGAUUUGUUGCCAAAAUAAUAGGUUAAUAAAUGGCGUAAAACAAUGAGAUGCCAAAAAUUGCAUAGGGCAACUAACCAUAAAAUAUUAGCUGAUCCUGUAUCUGCAGACAUUUUAUAACGUGGCACCCGUGAGUGGGAAUAGUCCCUGCUGGUUGGCAUGCAGGCUGAAGGGCUGUUAACUGUUCGGGAUCCCGGCGUCGGUAUAGGGACCGUAUCCCAAACAAAAGACAGAUGACUCUUUUGUGCAUUACAGUUCCGAUCUGACCAUUUAUAGAGAUGUGUAUGUAUAAUAUAUGACGGCUGUAUAGGCUAAUCCCGCAGUGACAAGUUUGUCACAGAUUUUAUUUUAUCUAAUCUUUCUAAUGAAAUUCAUCCACUAAACAGAAGUGGCCUAUGUACUUUUACACUGAAUGUCACCCUGUGUAUUGUCUUUAACAGUUCACUAUGAAAAUCUCAUGAUUGCAUUAAUUGCAUCUGUGGCCAGCAGUACGUAUCAGUCGUCUCAUAGCCAUAGAUUGCUCCUAUAAGAGAUAUCUACUUUUUAUAAGUCGCCCCAACCCCCUUACUCCUGUUUUAAUGAUCUUUAAAUGUAGCUUUUGCUGUACUUUCCUAUUUUGGGCUUCAGAGUUUUAAGAACUUCCUUGUUAGGUUCUAUUCAAGCAUAGCCGUUUCUGUCCCCAUAAUAAAAGCAUGCCUUUCUAGUUCAAGAUUCUACACCUAAGAAUUUAUUCAGCUGGUUUUAAUAUUUCUUAGAAAUUAGUCUUUCUUCCUCUUAUGUCCACCAGAUUCAGGAUGUGUGUGAUGCAUUUGUUUUUGUGUUGUGUGGGGGAUUUGUGCUUUUUUUAUGAUCUCAUGAUUUAAAUACCUGUGGAAAGAAAACAAGCUCUUAUAAUGAUGAAACUGUUUUUGAACAUGGCAAUUUUUAAGGGAAAUGUACAAAUGAUACCAAUUGUGUGAAAAUAGAAUAUUUGUAAAACUUUUUUAUUGAUUUUGUUAAACGACUUGCUGUUUAAUAGCUCCUUAAGGGAUUUGGAAGUUUAGUCUUCAAGACUGAUUCCAUCCAAACCUCACCUUUUACUUGGAGUGAAGCAACAUAAGCUAUAGCAUGCACUGUUACCUGUGCUCCAUAGGAGCCCUAUGUGUGAGACGCUAUAUUUAUAUCAGUCUUGCAUAGCAGUUGCUUCCUCCUGCUAUGGAUGUGGGCGAAUACAUAAAACUAGGGUGGACAAUCCCGGGAUCAGGAUUGGCGUGAUCCUGGGAUUUAGGCCUAAAAUUGGCUGGGAUUCAAUCCCGGGAUUGGAGCUUCCAAUCCCGAGGAUUUCGGGGUUAGAAAGCCACCUUGUUUUUUCAAUGCCAGGCAGCAUUGAGCGUCCUCAGGGGGGCUCAGUCGCUGUCCAGGUCACUCCUUCCAGCUCCCCCUGCUUCCAGCUGUGCGCAGUGUGACGUGAAGUGAGGGGUCAUGCUGCGCAGUCUGACGCCAGCCGCCCGCGCUACCCGAAUUGCACUUCACUGCCUGCCCGCACUCCCAGAGGAUGAUGUGUAGAUCUGUGGGCUGGCCUGAGCGAGUCUGAGAAGGCGAAGUGGUGGUGGUGGUGGUGGGGGGGGGUUCACUGAAGAUUUUAAUUUUAAAAUCUUCAACCUAAUCUCGGGUAUCCCGGGAAUCCUGGGAUUGUAAUUUUUCAAUCCCGAUACCUGGGAUUGGAAAAAAAAGCCCCAGGAUUGGCCUCCCUGCAUAAAACUGAAAAAGAGUUGGCAAAACCUUUGAAACUUUUCAGUAUGAGCCACCUUUUGUUGACUCUUAAAUACCCAAAAUAGAGCCACAUUUUUAGUCCUACGCGUACUAGUUUGCAAAUGUAACAAGUUUAAAUCACUGGGUAGAUACAUAAUUUGCUAGAGAGAACCUAACAUUACAUGCAUCUGUUAAAGACCAGAGACCGCCUCUGCCCACGAGACUGUCAUAGUAUGCUGAAUUGUGCAGUGUGCUAUGGAUGCUGCAGCCCUUGGGUGUUGCGGCCUUACUGCUACUUCACUUAGGUGGGAGCCACAUCCUCAGAGUGAGUGUUAUCCUUGUUUGUGAUAUCACAGCCAAGCUUUCCAACAUAAUCCUAACACUGAGGAGCAGCACCCGACAGCUUCACGACUGCUGGCUGCUUCUCCUUUAAUUCAGCGGCUGGCCCUCCAUGUAUUAGACUCCUACAGUAUUUUAGGUGCCCCCUAAUUAUUAGCAUUCUAGAUGAUCACUUAUGCUAGUGUCGGUCCUGUCUGUCCACCAUCGAAGAGAUAAUGGCUUUUCUUUGGCAACAUAUUCAGAUACUGUUGAUGGAGUAGAGUGUCUGACACAUAGUUUGAGAGUAUCGUAUGACCGGCGGUCGAGGGACUGCUGGUCAGAGUACCGAUGGCGGGAUCCUGGCAUUGAGAUGCCUGGAAGGGGGGGGGGGGUGUUUCAACGAAGCCCUUUGCGGGCUGGGACCGCCACAGGUUGUAUUCCCACUCGACGGUGUUAUGGACACCCAUGAGUGGGAAUAGUUCCGGUUAGUAGUCAUGCCGACUGUAGGGAUUGUGAGGGGGCAGGAUGUAGGUACCGGUAUUGUGAUUGGUGGUCACAUAACUAAAUCCCUUUGGGAGCUAGUCAGUUGUAUUUGUAAAAUAGUUCCUGGUAAUUGUAGUUAUAAAGGGAACAUGUCCACAAAGGUUGACUAUCCCUUUUAAGAAGUUUUUCAUUGAGUGAUGGAUAUUUUGCACAUAAGGCUAUGGAGAUUUGUAGGGAUGGUGGACUUUCUAAGCCUUUUGUGGUCGCAUCCUGCCUGUUUUGGUGUUAGUGGGAUAAACCUAAAUGUACACAUUUAAUAUCAUGUCUAUUUAUUUUGUGCUUCUUUACAUGUUUAUGUACAAAUACAUAAGCUAAUCAACAUGUUGCUGCCAAAAUUACACUCUAAGGGGAGAAUGCUAUACAGUUAGAAGAAAUGUAGGUAAAGGAUUCUUAAACUGUAAGUAGCAAUUGGUUAUAAACUGGUGUUAAAUGUCUAUACAUGUAAUAUAGUAUUGCUAUAUUAUUUUAUAUAAACAUGUAUAUUUAUUAACAUUUAUUUAUAUGGAGUCAGCAUGUUCCAUUGUACUUUUAUAAUUGGGAAUAAAACAUUUCUAAAAUUAGACUGGGUAAUAAAAUUUGGAAAGAUGAAGGAAAUUUGGUCACAAACUCACAUCCUAAAGGAAAAAGGGUAAAAUGGCUACAAUUUAUAGGGCCAAUUUUAGAUACCUCCACAAUAUUUAAAGCACAAUGUUUAGUUGAGAGCCAUUUCUGUUGUAGGAUUACUUAAAUUGCUAACAGCUCAGGUGUUAAUACUACUUUAAGUUUACCUUUAUAUUUUUGUAACAUUUUGUGUACAGUCAGCUUAUAUUAUAAAAUACUAUGUAUUUUGAUGUGUUACCUGAAUACACGUUUUAAACUAUUUAGGGGGACAUGUACUAAGCAGUGAUAAAAAUGGAGAAGUGAGCCAGUAGAGACGUUGUCCAUGGCAACCAAUCAGCUGCUCUGUAUAUUUAUAUAGUAUGUAAAUUAUAAAUGUUACGUAAAUGCUGAUUGGUUGCCAUGGGCAACUUCACCACUGGCUCACAUCUCCACUUGUAUCACUGCUUAGUACAUCUCCCCCAUGCUCUGUACAUAACUGUAGGAUAGGAUAUGGUUGACGGUGCUUAUUUUUCUGUCUGACUGGCAAGAUGCAGCAGUUAUUUACAAGGCACAUUAUGACAGGAAAUAUUUAAUUCUCUUGUGUCAUACUCUUGAGAUGACUGGUUCAUGGAGAACAUCCCUUUGCAGUUACUGUAGUAAUCUUUGUCAUGUGACUGUACUAUUAGGCAUUAAUGCUAGCCAAUGUUUGUAAAACAGCUUCUUAAUUUGACAAAGUGGAGUACUAUGUAUAACACACAUUCCAUGCAAAUUUUAAAUCUGUAAAUACAUAACUUAACAUUAGUUUUAUAAAAUUAUAUUAAUUUUGAUGGUUUUCCUCUUUAUAGCAGGUUUUGUUACCUCAUAAUAAAUGUGCAAUAUUAAGCUUC